AUAGAUAUAUACAGAUUCAAGCACAAAAAUUUAAUAUUACAUUAUCUGUAGUAAUAUAAAUAUGUAAUUAUAUAAAAAGUUUAUGUUAUACCAAAGACAAAAUAAAUAAAAUAAUCAUCCACAGACACAUGUCUGUGUAAUCUUCCCAAAUUUGUUAUGUCUAUAGAAUAAUAAAUCCUAAUACCAAAAAUAUUAACAGAAUGUUUCACUGAUUUUUCUCUAAACAAUAUUAUAGCAAUGCAAUAAGUACUCAGGAAAAUUUAUGUUUGCAAUGGAGGUUUGGUAACAGCCACAAUGGAACAACUAAUGACAGCGCAGGAAAGUUAUGUGGAACGAAGACGACUUUUUAAAGACAUAUGGGACAUCGCCAUGCACAUCGAUGACAAGGACGAUGAAUUUCUGAACAAGCAUAAAGUUAUCAAAACACUUCGUUUGGAUGAAGUCGAUCGUUGCGCUGCAGGAAAGAAGAAGAAACAGAAACUAAAAAAUUUAAGGGCUGUUUGUAACAAGAUACUUGAUUUUUGCGAUCGGCAGGAUGCAGACGACACAUAUUACGAGCAGAUGGCGACAGAAGGUAAUAUCCCAGCUCAACACAAACCAGAGCUCAAACUUAAAAAACUAAAGCCCGCUCGAAUAAGAAAGAAAGCAAAUAUAACCAAAAGCUUGUUCUCUCCGGGUAAAAACGUAACACAACCAAGAACUACGACAUCUGACGGUAAAGAGGAAUUCAAAAAUAAUUAUGGCAAAAAGACUUUGCGAAAUAGUUCACCCAUGAAAGCUAAACGCACGAUAGUCUUAAAAAAACUGGAAGUGCCAGUGAACAUUGUUCCUAAAUUGACAGGUUUGUGGAAAACAUCUUUAGUUAACUCUCCCAGAGACAUGUACAAUCGUCGUAAAGUUGUAAAGAAAAAGAAUAUCAAGACUGUAAAGAAAGUGGAUAUUAAAUUAAUACAUCCUCCAGGUAUAUGAAACUAGCCUUAAUAAUGUAUUUAUAGAAAUUUUAUUUAUAUAUCUAGGUAUG
Galleria mellonella (greater wax moth) is the source of this 1021-nucleotide messenger RNA. RefSeq lists its product as uncharacterized. NCBI's taxonomy places the organism in Eukaryota, Metazoa, Arthropoda, Insecta, Lepidoptera, Pyralidae. The transcript has 3 exons. The record is from RefSeq and is a predicted model, not a curated record. The coding region runs from base 295 to 969 and encodes 224 amino acids.